AUGGCGCCCAAGGUCAACUGCAACCCACUCAAGCUAUCCAACAUCGUGACCUACUUCCAGAAGUCUCGAGUCGCUCACACCCUCAAGGAUCUGGAGAAGGCGCUGCCGAGCGUGGCGAGCAUCAAUGGGAUGCAAGUGAAGGACUACCUCCAACAUCUCCAAGACGAGAACAGGAUCUCAGUCGAGAAGAUCGGCUCCGGCAACUGGUUCUGGUGCUUCCCGUCUGAGCAGAAGAAGAUCCGCGAGCGAGCUCUGGCGGAGGCUCAGUCAACUCAUGAUAAGGCCGCCUCCGUGGUUAACGACCUAAAGCAGAAGCUCGCCGACAUCAACGCUCAGCACGAAGACGAAGCCGAGAUGCUCGACAAUGGCGCCGAGAGCCGUGAGGAGCUUGUGGAGAGCAAGGCCGCCCUCCAGAGCGAUGUGAAGAGGCUGGAGAAAGCUCUCGAGGCGUACCGCGACACUGACCCGACGGAAAUCGAGCGCAAGAAGGCCGUGGUGCAGCUCUUACGCGAUCAAGCGACCCAGUGUACCGAAGAAAUCUAUUCCAUGGAAGGCUGGUUCAAAGAGAGGACGGGCAGUGACGAGGUCAUCGCGGCUCUCCGCCAGAUGAUCGACUAUGGUGCUGAGCUGGACGAGGAGGAGGGUGUGCUGAAGGAGCUCGUUUGA
This is a messenger RNA of Saxophila tyrrhenica, 666 nucleotides long. RefSeq lists its product as uncharacterized. The transcript is spliced from 3 exons. Gene Ontology annotation, biological process: reciprocal meiotic recombination. Bases 1 to 666 code for a protein of 221 amino acids. NCBI's taxonomy places the organism in Eukaryota, Fungi, Ascomycota, Dothideomycetes, Mycosphaerellales, Extremaceae. Gene Ontology annotation, molecular function: double-stranded DNA binding. The record is from RefSeq and is a predicted model, not a curated record.